Molecule: messenger RNA, 790 nt
Organism: Pseudovirgaria hyperparasitica
Lineage: Eukaryota; Fungi; Ascomycota; Dothideomycetes; Acrospermales; Acrospermaceae
Exons: 6
Coding region: 151-573 (140 amino acids)
Source: RefSeq, a predicted model, not a curated record
CCCACGUGAACCCUUGCGUCAUUUACUGUCUGUUUAUUUAUUCCUCUGGCCCUGCACGUCUGCGCUGGUGACCGGGAUAGAGCUGCAAACACUUACUGCCACGCCUUUGAGCCUCUUGUCUGCUGCAGCAAAAGAAAGAAAAUAAACAUUAUGCCGACUGACCCUCUUGUAUCGACCGGCCGUGGCGGAGCUGGCAAUAUCGGGAAGUCGGAUGGCACAGAGUACGCAGAUGGUUCGAUUGUCCGCGAGAACAUCAGCGAUACUAUUACCGAGCCUCAUUCUGGCGGCAGAGGCGGCUUCGGAAACAUACACACCCCGACCAAAGGCACGCCCAAGCUAGGCGCAACACAGCGAGAUGACGCGGAGAUAGUGCCGGAGACAGCACUCAAGCACGGAGAAUACGAAAACUAUCAUACGGGGCGUGGUGGAGAAGGCAACGUACACAAGGAGAAAUACGGCGGACAUAGUCAGGCUCAGAAGGAGCACAAGACGACGGAGGAGGGCAAGUCGAGCAUUGCGGACAAGGUCAAGCACGCGCUGCACUUGGACAAGGACAAGAAGUCUGGAGCAUGAGUGUGCGGGUGUAGUUUGUUGAUACUGUCAUCUGGAAGGGAGUAUUCAUUUGCGGACUGUCAUUAGGGAGAUACCAGGACGGGAUAAUAGGAUGCGUGUUGUUGAUUUCCAUACUUGACACCGUGCUUCACGAGAGAUGCUUCAAGGACGGGGUGCAGAGACCCGGAUUACGGAACAGUGGUUUCAUGAGAGUAUGUGUUAUGAGGAAAAAGAGGAU